AUGAGUACGCUUUUGACCCAACGCCAGGCCGAUGAGCUGCACAAGGCAAUCAUAGCAUACCUCGCCGCCUCCGGCCACCCAAGCAGCGCCCAGGCCCUGACCGACGAGCUGGGCAUCGGCGAGUCCUUCGACGAUGCCACCCGCAAGAAAUAUGAGGGGUUGCUGGAAAAGAAGUGGACCAGCGUUGUCCGCCUGCAGAAAAAGAUCAUGGACCUAGAGUCGCGGAAUGCCAGCCUGCAGUCCGAACUCGACAAUGCCACCCCGACCUCGCUCAUGCGCAAGAACACCGACCCUGCGAGCUGGCUUCCCAGGUCUCCCGCACGCCACACGCUCCAGUCUCACCGCUCCCCCAUCACUUGCGUUGCCUUUCACCCAGUCUUCACCUCGCUGGCCUCGGGCUCCGAGGACACCACAAUCAAGAUCUGGGAUUGGGAGCUCGGAGAGCUGGAGCGCACCGUCAAGGGCCACACCAAGGGCGUCUUGGACGUCGAUUUUGGAGGCCCCCGCGGCGGCACCUUGCUCGCUUCGUGUUCCUCCGACUUGACCAUAAAGCUCUGGGACCCGAGUGAUGAGUACAAGAACAUCAGAACCCUCCCUGGCCACGACCACUCCGUCUCCUCCGUCCGCUUUGUUCCCAGUGGAGCUGCCGGCUCUCCCUCCUCCGGCAACCUGCUGGUGUCCGCAUCACGAGACAAGACGCUCAGGAUUUGGGACGUUACCACCGGAUUCUGCGUCAAAACGAUUCGAGGGCAUGCCGAUUGGGUUCGCGAUGUCGCCCCGAGCUUUGAUGGACGGUGGCUCCUCUCUGCCAGUAAUGACCAGACGGCCCGUCUCUGGGAUGCCACCAACGGUGAGCCGAAGUUCACCUUCGUCGGCCAUGACCACGUUGUCGAGUGCGUGGCACUUGCACCGCCUGCUGCUUACGGGCACCUCUCUGUCCUUGCCGGCCUCAAGAAGCCACCAGCGGCGAGCAGCUCUGCUGAGUUCCUGGCGACCGGCUCCCGUGACAAGACCAUCAAGCUCUGGGAUGGCCGGGGUACACUGAUCAAGACACUGGCCGGCCAUGACAACUGGGUCCGCGCUCUGGUCUUCCAUCCUGGCGGCAAAUACCUCCUCAGCUGUGGUGACGACAAGACAAUCCGAUGCUGGGAUCUUGCACAAGAGGGCAAAUGCGUCAAGACCAUUGAGGAUGCACAUGGCCACUUCGUCAGCUGCAUGCGCUGGGCCCCUAGCGUCCAGAAGGAGCCGCAGACCAACGGCGAAACAAACGGCGCGCCAGCACCGCCGAAUGGAGCCAAGAAAGAAGACCCGAAUGCAAAGAACAUCAGAUGUGUUAUUGCAACGGGCAGCGUUGAUCUGAACGUCAGGGUCUUCGCGUCCUAG
Molecule: messenger RNA, 1383 nt
Organism: Lasiodiplodia theobromae
Lineage: Eukaryota; Fungi; Ascomycota; Dothideomycetes; Botryosphaeriales; Botryosphaeriaceae
Product: Nuclear distribution protein pac1
Exons: 3
Coding region: 1-1383 (460 amino acids)
Biological process (GO): vesicle transport along microtubule; microtubule organizing center organization; nuclear migration
Cellular component (GO): cytoplasmic microtubule; kinetochore; microtubule associated complex
Molecular function (GO): dynein complex binding; microtubule plus-end binding
Source: RefSeq, a predicted model, not a curated record